Pseudozyma flocculosa PF-1 is the source of this 2124-nucleotide messenger RNA. RefSeq lists its product as uncharacterized. The transcript has 7 exons. Lineage: Eukaryota; Fungi; Basidiomycota; Ustilaginomycetes; Ustilaginales; Ustilaginaceae. The record is from RefSeq and is a predicted model, not a curated record. Gene Ontology annotation, biological process: protein deubiquitination. The coding region runs from base 1 to 2124 and encodes 707 amino acids. Gene Ontology annotation, molecular function: cysteine-type deubiquitinase activity; zinc ion binding.
AUGGCGGAUCGAUCCGUGUCCCCGACGAAGAACGGGACGGCCGAUGGGCGCCGCACGCCCUCGCGAGCUACGCCCACCUCGUCAUCUCGACCAGGGACCCCGUCUCGGACCGGUCCGAAGGGCAGCGGGACGACGCCGGUAGCCAGCGCGGCAUCGGCUGUGCCGCCGCCUCUCGCCACGCUGGAUCGGCACGUCCCCGCCGGCUGCCCGCACCUCGCACGAUCCUUGAAGCUGGGCUCGUCCUUCUUGACCACCUCGUCUUCCUCAUCCGCCGACGUCGACCCCGGUGCUGCGCUGGGCACGCACCAGGUCAAGACCGAGCAGUUGGACGGCGAUGCAGCCGAUGGUAGCGGCGGAAUGGGUGCCGAGGGCAGCAGCCACCUGUCGCAGGAGGCCAGGCGCGCGCUCAAGAGGUACAUCGCCGGCCUCCGAUGGGGCGGCAGGAUCCGCGCGGGCGAGGUCAAGGUCAUCGACGAGGCCGCCUCGCAGCCGGCCAAAGAGGCCACCGACCGCAGUGGGAAGCGCAGGAAGCUCGACUACCCGACCUGCGGCACGUGCGAGACCGAGCUGCACCGCCCAUUCAUCUGCCUCGACUGCGCCUACACGGGCUGCUUCCUGCCGCAGCAGCACGAAGGCAGCGCCAAGCCCCACAUCGUGCAGCAUCUGCGCGCCCAGUCGCACUCGUUUGCCUUUGAUCUGCUGCGUGGCACGCUCUUCUGCGUCGAUUGCAACGACGUCGUCUUUGACCCGACCUUUGAAGCCGUCUUGGCACGAGAGAGGGGUCGAUCCGCCGACAAGGCCCGGGCGCGAUCCCAUGGGCCCUACCUCGCAAGCUUGGACAACCUGCCGCUCCCGGAUGCCUCGAACGGCAUGGCCUGCCGCAACCCUCGAGGCCUGCGCAACAUGGGCGCGACGUGCUUCAUGAACGUCAUCAUCCAGGCCUUUCUGCACAACCCGCUGCUGCGCAACUUCUUCCUCAGCGACCGCCACAAUCCGGCGCUGUGCACCAACUCGCGCGCCUGCCUCGCCUGCGAGAUGGACAAGAUCUUUUCCGAGUUCUACUCGAGCUCGCCCGACAAAGGCCCGCACGGCCCGACGUCGUUCCUCUACUGCAUGUGGCUCGACCAGAACUCGGGCGAGCUGUCGCAGGCCGGCCAGCACGACGCCCACGAGCUCUUCAUCAGCGCGCUCAACGGCGUCCACGGCGCCCUCACGUCGCGCUCGCUCGAGCGCUCGCUGCUGCCGGCGUUUCCCUACGACGACGAGAACGCGUGCAGCCUGCUCUUUGACCACUACGAGGGCUCCGGAUCCGGAUCCGGCUCGAGCUCCGAGGCGGGCACGCCGUCGGGCGCGCUGCGCGGCAUCGUCUCGUGCCCGUGCGUGGUGCACCGCACGUUUUCCGGCCAGCUCCAGAGCGACGUCACCUGCCAGCGCUGCGGCAAGGUCAACACGACGCGGGACCCCAUGCUCGACCUCAGCCUCGACGUGCGGCCAGACUCGAUGCGGAAGCGCGACGGCGCCCUCGACCCCGGCGCCGAUGCAGCGGCCAAGAAGAACGGCAAGAACAAGAAGGCCGGCCCGCAGGACAAGAAGGGUGCGGCCGAGCGUGAGGGCACCGAAGAGGAGCAGCACCUCACCGUCUGCCUGCAGAGGUACUGCUGCACAGAGAGGCUGGGCAACGACGAUUACACAUGCAGCUCGUGCGGCGGGAUGGCCUCGGCCACCAAGCAGCUCAGCCUCUUCCGUCUGCCCCCCGUCCUCUGUAUCCAGCUGAAGCGCUUCGAGCAUACCUCUGCGGCGACCAAGAUCGACACGAGAGUGACCUUCCCGCUCGUGCUCGACGUUCGACAGUUUUCCACUGCAGUCGUCCGAGGGGAAACGGCACGCCUCAAUCCGGAUCCAGAAGCGUACCUUUACGACCUGUUCACGGUCGUGGUGCACGUCGGUUCGAUGAACACGGGGCACUACACCAACUUCUCAAAGUGGCGUGACCAGUGGUACCGCUUUGACGACGACAAGGUGACGCCGGCCAAGGUGUCGGAUGUUCUGAGCGCGCGCGCCUACCAGCUCUGCUACCAGCGGCGGAGCCUCAAGAACCUCUCGUCGCGCCGGUCGUUGUCGUAG